Molecule: messenger RNA, 890 nt
Organism: Harpegnathos saltator (Jerdon's jumping ant)
Lineage: Eukaryota; Metazoa; Arthropoda; Insecta; Hymenoptera; Formicidae
Product: metallo-beta-lactamase domain-containing protein 1
Exons: 4
Coding region: 209-847 (212 amino acids)
Source: RefSeq, a predicted model, not a curated record
GAGAGAGAGAGAAAGGGAUAUGUCACGAAUUUGGUGUUUACUAAUAGAAAAGACAAUUCUUUGAGAUGGCAGUGAAUAAUAUUGCAAAAUAAAAAUCUAUAUAAUAUAGACUUCAAGGAAAUUGUAAUAUAUAUACACACAUACACACACACACACAUGCACAGAUUAUAUAAAAUACUGUUUGCAAAGUAUAAAGCGCUUCACAAAAAUGUGUGAGGUUAUGGUGCUGUUUGACGGCUACUCCAAACGAUUGAAUGAGACGACGAUGGAUGCAAAUUGUUCUUGUACGCUGAUAAAAGGUCCCAAAUUGAUCAUAGUCGACACAAUGACAGCUUGGGACCGUGAAAAAUUGUUGAAUGCACUUGCACAGCACAAUGUUAGCCCAACAGAUGUUGAUUAUGUUGUUUGCACUCAUGGUCACUCUGACCAUAUAGGGAACAACAAUCUAUUUACAAACGCAGAACAUAUCGUAGGAUUCACUGUUCAUCAUGGUACCAUGUUUUUUGAGAAGAAUAUUAUAGCUGAGGAUUAUGAGCUUUGUCCAGGUGUUAAAGUUAUAGCUACUCCAGGGCACACUGCGGAAGAUGUUACCGUAAUAGUAGAAACAAUAAGAAAUGGCGAGAAGACAUGCUUUGCUAUUACAGGAGAUUUAUUUGAGAAGGAAGAAGAUAUUUUGUCACCACACAUCUGGAGAUCUGUGGGUGCACCGGAAUUAUUAGAAAGUCAGUAUAUGAUGAGGCAAUAUGUAAUAAAUCUUGCAGAUUUUAUUAUACCUGGGCAUGGCCCGAUGUUUCGUGUAACCGACGAUAUAAGAAAGAUUAUAAAUAGCCAGCAACCGUCUCAAUAACUGUAAAGUCAGUUUCAAUAUAAAGCUGAUAUUAUUUUCAUUA